AAGGCAAAAGAUAUGCUUCAACRCCUUCCAAAAGAGAAUGCCAGGYUAUCCAUACUCGGCUAUAAUUUUGGGGUCAGUUGUUACCACAAUAAAGAGUAUGCAGACGCUAUAGAAUGGCUAAAGGAGAGCUAUGAGUUGGGCAAGGGCAAGAAACCAGUUGGGAACAAAAAACAGGCAGUUACACUGCGCCUUAUGGCAAGAGUUUAUCUAGACUGGGAUCGAGAGGAACAUUUACAGAAAGCUUUAAACGCAGUUGGCCUUGCAAACUCUGAACACCCUCACCCUGCUGGUCAUUACCUUAAAGUGGAGCUAUUACUAAUAGACAAUACAUCCACAUCCUCUCUUCAACCAGUUCUCGAUGAAGCACUGCGUCACCCUGACUUAAACGUUCAAAUGGGAUUGAAUAUUGUCAAUCUUGUUAUCCAGUAUCAAAGAACUGCCAGUGCCUUUGAAUGUCUUCGGCUGCUUGCUAACAGAUUCCAAAAUUCUCCAGAUUUAGCUAAAAUCCAGCUCUCUCACUUGGAACUACUUCUAAACGGAAAGCAAACACAAGAGGCUAAAGAGGUUGUUGAAGAUUGCAUCAGUGGGCAUAAUACUGGAAGACCUCUUGAUGAAGAAACGCGAAAGAUGUUUCAUAUUCUUCUUUGGGAAAAAGCUGCUGCAUUUUACGAUGGCAAAGAUUUCCAAGAGGCGCUCGCUUGGUAUAAUUACUCAUUAAGUCUUUUCACUUCUGAGGAAAAAGAUGGCAACAAGAAUUUGGCAAAACUGCUGAGAAAUAAGUGCUCAUGUCUGAUUAUGCUAGAAGAAUAUUCCAAGGCACGAGAGGUAGCGGCAGAGUCUGUUACAAUUGAUCCUGACUCACCACUCACUCACUUCUAUCAGUUCAAAAUUGCUUUGAUGGAGGGUGAUGAUGAACUUGCUAUACAGACAAUUGGCAAAAUGAAAGACAUCGGRAAAAAGCCUCAAAACAAUUGCGUGACAGUCGACUCGGCUGAUGAUGUGCACGCACUUGUCUGCCUGGCAGCACAGCUAUCGCUUGAGCAAAACAAUCGUGAAGUUGGRAUAAGAGCCUUAGAAAGCCUUGUUAAGACGUCGUCAAGUUCAAAGCAAAUUAUCACUGCAUUAAGAUGCCUUAUCCGCCUCAAGUUGACGCUAGGCGAAAAUGAAAACAGGAGAGACCUUGGCUCCAUUCAGUCCUAUUUGCAAACAGCAUUGGACAGCAUAAAUAACAUGUCUUGUGUAGGAGAAGAUAUACAUAUAGAGGCAAUGUGGUUCAUGAAAAUUGCUUGGAACAUGGCACUAGAUAGCAUUGAAACUCUCCAAGAAAUGAGAGAAUUCUUUCUAAUCAGCCAUAAGUUUGCUGAUUUAUGUCCCAUCGAAACGUCUAACAUCACUCGACAGAAAAGCUGCCAAUUGAUGGCUUCUGCAGCGUCGCUACAAAUCGCUCAAGAGACGUCUGACGAAGAGCAGAAGCGAAAUGCCUUAAAACAAGCAUUGAGUCACGUUCAAAGCUGUCGAGAUCUUUGUCGACGUCUCAGUGCAGGAAAGCAAACAGGAGGCAAAGAUGAUAUAGCUGUUUUACUCGUGUUAUACGAGUUUGAGGCCAAAGUAAAGCUUGGUGAAAGCAAUGCAAGUUUGGAGUCCUGUCUUCAGAAAGCCAUGGCCCUGCCGCAAUGCGAAGCUCAAACAUUUGAAACACUAGCAGCGUUAGCCGUUGAGCACCCUGCAUAUAACAAAGAUAUCUGUAUGAAGUCUUUACGUAUUGCUGUCAAAAARCACAAGACCAGUGGACACACUGAUUGUACUAAAUUAAGCAAAGUGUAUCAUAGUUUAGUUGAGAUAGCUCUCAAUAACGGAAGCAGUAGUGAUGCUAACAGUAAAGAAGAAGCAUGGAAGAUAUAUGAAGAAAUACUGGAUUUUAUGGAAGGAAAAAUAAAGGGCUCUUAUCCAGAAAUGGAAGCCAUUUGGUUGAUGACAAAGGCAUGGAACUGCGGAAUUCAUCUUUUCAGCUCUGGUCAUGUGGAAACGGCCGAAAAGUGGUGCGGAAUGGCAAUGCGUUUACUGCAGCAACUGAAUGGGUUUAAAAACAACUACGAAUCAAAGAUGACAAGUGUGUAUUCAGAAAUUCUGGACAGAAUUGAGAAAAGCUCUUUGCAAACAGUCAUUGAAGAGUAGGGCUUUUUAAAAAGCUGUGGCCACGUGGAACGUUGCAGGAUUUCCUAUUGC
This is a messenger RNA of Exaiptasia diaphana, 2226 nucleotides long. RefSeq names its product testis-expressed protein 11. Gene Ontology annotation, molecular function: protein binding. The transcript is spliced from 27 exons. Lineage: Eukaryota; Metazoa; Cnidaria; Anthozoa; Actiniaria; Aiptasiidae. Gene Ontology annotation, biological process: meiotic cell cycle. The record is from RefSeq and is a predicted model, not a curated record. The coding region runs from base 13 to 2175 and encodes 720 amino acids.